UUAUAUACUUACAGGUACGAUACAAUACUUAGGUACAAAAUAAUUAAAUAUAAUAUAAGAUAGUUUAUAGGUGAGACACCUUUGUAAGAUUUUAGUUUAUUGUACAAUCUCAAAUGUAUGUACAAGAAGAAAAUCCUUUUUAAGGUUUUCUACUGUAGUAUGAUCAUGAUGAAAUCAACACCCAGACAAAAAAAGAAAAAAAAACUUUCCCUUGAGAAGGAGAGUUCCAAAACACAUUGUCUAAGCAUAUUAUGACAAAGAAAGGUCACUUGAGACAAUAAUAAAAGCUCUCUACUUUCUCCCUCCUACUGUUGGCCGACACAUAAUAAAGAGCAGCACAAAGGCCUCUGCUGGAUCUUGCUUUUGGACCAUCUGCAGGAAUUAAAGCAAGAAAUCAAGUGGUCUUUGCUCAUCUCCUUCGCAACUCUCUUUAAUGGAUUCUGCUCACUGGCCUCAGGUUGAAGUUAAGAACAUGGACUUAGAAGAAGAGGAGGGUAUAAAGGCAGUUGUGGAAAGAAAAGCAAAAGCUAGGAAAGAUCAAAUAUUGAACUGUCCAAGAUGCAAUUCCAACAACACAAAGUUCUGUUACUACAACAAUUACAGUCUCUCACAGCCAAGAUACUUCUGUAAGUCUUGUAGAAGAUAUUGGACAGCUGGUGGGUCUUUAAGGAACAUUCCAGUUGGUGGGGCAUCUAGGAAGAACAAGAGACCUUCAGCUAAUUUUUCAUUACCUCCUUCAAAGAACAAUCAAAAGAAUUAUAAUAAUGGUGGUGGUGGUGAUGACGAUCAGGGCAUUUCCCAAUUAAAUAUCAAUAUUACUUCUUGUUCUUCAACUGCCACCACUACUAAUACUGCUGCUACUUGUUGUUGGCUGUCAUCUGAUAAUGAUCAUAUGAAUAAUCAAAUAAUGCUGAGAAGUAAUGGCAUAAUGUCUCAAAGGGAGCUCAUUCCUUUUAUUCCUAUGCCUGCACCAGCUCCUCCACAGCCUACCGCUGUUUCUGUUGCUGCUUUGGAGGAUUUCAAACAACUUUCAACUAUCAUUUCUACCGAUCAAAAUGGAGCUAAAUUGGGGGAUGCUCCUGCUUUUUGGAAUGGCAUUUUUGGUGGAGGUUCAUGGUGAAACUUCUCCACACUAAUAAGCUACAGUACAGAAAUGAAAACCAAAACAAACAAAAGAUAAAUUAAGGGGUUUGAAUAUCGCUACCAUCUACGGAGAGCCGAGGUUACACAUAAUGGGUGAUAUUACCUUCCUAAGAGUCCUUAAUUGUCUCUUUUUAAUUAUGUGUUGCAUUUGUGUUUAGGGAUCAAACGUAUUUGUGAUCUGUGUAUAUACAUUGUUUUUACUAACUAGCUUCAAGAGAUUGUUGUACGAAAAUGGUCAAGGAUUGAAAAGAGAGAAAAAAAAAGAAACAAAGAAAUUAGAAAACAAAAGUCUUAUCCUUGUAAUUAAUAAUAAUCUACUUUCGAUGUCCACCUAUGGUAUAAUAUUAUGUGUGUCAAACGUUUUAUUUGGAGUCAUUUGUU
Cucumis melo (muskmelon) is the source of this 1524-nucleotide messenger RNA. Its product is annotated as dof zinc finger protein DOF1.8-like. Bases 434 to 1120 code for a protein of 228 amino acids. Gene Ontology annotation, biological process: regulation of DNA-templated transcription. Lineage: Eukaryota; Viridiplantae; Streptophyta; Magnoliopsida; Cucurbitales; Cucurbitaceae. The transcript is spliced from 3 exons. The record is from RefSeq and is a predicted model, not a curated record. Gene Ontology annotation, molecular function: DNA-binding transcription factor activity; DNA binding.